Messenger RNA from Poecilia reticulata (guppy), 11427 nucleotides. The record is from RefSeq and is a predicted model, not a curated record. Lineage: Eukaryota; Metazoa; Chordata; Actinopteri; Cyprinodontiformes; Poeciliidae.
UUUUGUUAAAGACCGGAACACCCAGCAGUACUUCCUGGCUAUCGAACAGCGUCAGCUGGAUCCUGUACCUGAUGCUGUCCCCUGCGCCUCCAGGUGGGCGGGGCCUGAAGGUGGACGUGUGGACAGACAAGCGUCCGCGCUCCUUGGACGAGAUCUGGAGCUACAACCAGAACACGAGCGGUUACCGGGCCCAGUGGAUCGACGCGCUGCCGCACGUCUUCCCCAGGGAAGACGAGCUGUUCGCCUCUCGGACCAGCGGCUUCCUCGUUCCGCCGCUCAGCGGGAACUUCAACAUAUACCUGCACUGUGACGACAGGUGUGACCUGUACCUGAGCAACUCCAGCCGGCCAGAAGACAAGGUGAAAGUGGCCUUCCAGCCCAGAUAUGUCGGAGACUUCUUCCAGCUGGAGUCCCAGAAAUCCGAAGUGCUUUUCCUGGAGAAAGGAAAACCGUACUACCUGGAGCUCCUGCAGCAGGAAUAUUACGGCAUCGCGUCGCUCAACAUCGGCCUGUUCCAGGAGGAAAGCUCCUUCACUGCAGCGCAGGCGGACGGCGCCGUCGAUGAAGUCCAGGACGUUGUGGCUGAAUAUGAAGCCUUUGACGAGGAGCAGGUGCUGACCUUUGACUCGUGGUCCUCUGGGGUCGCAGCCGUCAGGGAGGUGCAGAAGGUCAGCGUCAGCAGCGGCUGUGCCAGCCAUCUUUGUGGCAGCACCUUCUUCAGCCUGCGCUACGGGAACGCCCAGACCGGACCCGUCCCUGUGAGCGCCUCCGCGGAGGAGCUACAGGCGGCUCUGAACAACCUGUGGUCCAUCAAACCUGACAGCGUCACCGUCACCAAGCAGGAGGACGACCAGGGGUCUCACUACACCGUCACCUUCAACUCGGACAGAGGUGACUUUGCCCCUCUGAACUUUGAGGUCUUCGGCUCAGAGGUCACCAACGUCUCCAUCUCAGAGGUCACCAAGGGUCAAAGCAACAUGGCGGCCUUCACUCUGAGUUGGGCCGGGUUUCCUGCGGCACCCGUUGUCUUCAACGCCACUGCGUCCGAGGUCCAGUCCGUCCUGGAGGACCUGAUGAAGGCUGAUUGUCCCGCCGAGGUUCUGGCCUCUCAGGGCACCAACGUCAAGUACUUCAACGACUUUGAGGACCCUGGGUUCACCGCCGCUCAGAGUGGGACUCCUGAGGACCACUCCGGGUUCUGCGGGUUCCGGUCACUGAAGAACGCAGACGCUCUGUUCAGGCAAACCUUCACCAAAGAGUCCGGAGGACAGUAUGGACCGGUGUCCCUGGACCAGCACCCGACCCUCUGCUUUGCCUAUAAGGGACGUCUGAGGGACGAGAUGGGGCUGAAGUUCAGCUACAGCGACAGCAGCGGUCAGACCCGGACCCAGAGCUCCCGGAUCAGCACCGCGUUCAGCAGCGGGGACAGGUGGAGCUACAAGUGCGUUGACCUGCAGAGCGCCGUGCAGAGCGCCGUGGGCGGCAGCAGGGUCCUCCUGCAGGAGCUGCUUCUCUACAGAGACGCAGACUACUACGUGGACGUGGUUCACAUCGGGAAGACUCCGACUGCCAUGGACGAGAGCGGUGCGGGACAAACGUCCUCCCAGUUCAGCUGCUGGGAGCUCAGGGGCCUCAUGCAUAAAACGCUGCGCAGUUUUCACACUAAAACUUUGGUUUGGUGCAGAACAAAUAUCAUAAAGACGCACCUGGCUGCUCACCUGUCCUUUAUUCACCCUGAUCAGCAGGAAACAGCAGCUGCUGCUCCGAAACACGAUAUGUCGGGUUUGAUUAAUCUUGUUUCUUCUUCUCUGUGUCUAAAGAUGUCGAACAGCAGUGAGGAUUUCGCCGAGUUCACUUCCGGAGGCGCCGCGAUCACCGUGACCCGGCCCCGCAGAGCCACGCCCCCUCUGAGCGGCACCUUUGAUGUGGAGAUGUACAGCGGACGGGCAGAAGGCCUCCCUGUGGACGUCAGUGCGGAGGACCUGAAGUUCGCCCUGCAGGGCAUCCCCGGGGUGGGCCAGGUGAAGGUGGAGGACCUGGGCACCUGUAGGCUUCCCAAGUGGAGGGUCACCUGGCUCAGCAGGCCUGGAGCCCAGCCGCUCAUGAAGGUCGACGACUCGGCGGUCGUCGGGAACAACGUGAACUUCGUGGUCCAGGAGAAGACGAAGGGAGGGCUGCUGACCCGGGGCUUGACCGGGGACUUUUUCCGGGUUUGGGAAACAGAGCCGCAGGUGGAGGUCUACAUCAACGGCAUUCCCUCCAACUGCUCCGGACGCUGCAGCUUCCGCUGGUCGGAGGAGGAGACGCCGGUGGUGACGGGGAUCAGCCCGACUCGAGGAUCCAAUGGGCUGGGAACGCUGAUCACCAUCACUGGAUCAGGAUUCAGCUCGGAAAAUGCUUCCAUCAUGGUGGGAAGCUCCAGGUGUGUCGUUGAAGAGGUCACAGCUUCCUCUCAGGUGUGCAGAGUGGGCGGAGCCAGCGCAGGAAGCUACCCAGUGUCCGUUAACUUCCCGUCUCUGGGCAACGCGCGCUUCGCCGCCGACCGUGUCCUCUACUUCACCCAGCUGCUCAUCGUGUCUUCGCUCUCGCCGACCUCUGGGGGCGCUGCAGGCGGCACCCUGCUGACGGUGAGCGGCUUCGGCCUCGGACACGUCGCCACGGUAAUGGUCGGCGGCGAGGACUGCGAGGUGGUGAAGGCAGCCGACACCGAGCUGACCUGCAGAACCCCAGCAGGAGCUGCGGGGUCACAGGUCGUCACGGUAACGGUGGGAAACAUGAGCCAGACCGCAAACGCCACCUUCACCUACGAUGAUGACCUCACAGCUCAAAUCUGGAGCCUGAGUCCUCAGACUGCCUUUGUGACAGGAGAUCAGCUUCUCACCAUCCAGGGUUCGAACCUCGGAGGGCGGAGCAACAACAGCGCCGUGUUUGUUGGAGCGAAAGAGUGCGUCCCCACCCAGUGGAGCGAGACGCAGAUCAGCUGCCGCCUGCCUUUGCUGCCCCCUGGUGUCUACCAGGUGGAGGUGCAGGUGGGGAACAGAGGGUUCCCCUGGGCCAGCGUCAACACCAGCAUCGAAUACAUCCUGGAAGUCUACAGCAUUUCCCCGCUGGCCGGCUCUUUGAUGGGAGGAACCACGCUGACGGUUUCUGGUUCCGGUUUCAGCAGCGACGCGGCUAACAUCCAGGUUUCUGUUGGAAGCCGAGCCUGUGAGGUGGCGUCCGCCUCGGGAAACCAGCUGCUCUGCACCGUCCAGUCAGAGGAGAAGACGCACGUCGUCACCAACCAGGGCUCCCACCUCACUUACGGACCGGGAUACGCUUGGAGCCCGUCUUCGCUGCGAGUGCUGGUUGGCGACACAGUGAGGUGGCGGUGGGAGGCUCCGGCCUUCCAGAGCGUCGGGUACCGAGUCUUCAGCGUUUCCAGUCCCGGUGGCUCCCAGUAUGAAGGAGGAGCUCUGAACAGCGGCGAGGCCCCAACUGCCGAAGGGUUCUUCAGCUACCGUUUCGCCGUCCCCGGUACGUACUACUACAGCAGCGGCUACGUCGGCGCCUCCAUCCUGAUGCAGGGAGUCGUGAGGGUGGUGAGUCGGGAGGACACGAACGCCGACGUCUCGGUCAGAGUGGGAGGCGUUCUGGCCAGAUAUCUGCCUGAAGGUUCAGCCAGAGUCUCCAGAUCCGCAGCCGGCUGCGCGGCGUCCACACGCUGCCCGCCGGCCAAUCAGACUUCAGACGGCCUUUCCUUCAGCUUCUCCGCCUGCUCCACCCCCACCGUCCGCUCCAUCUCCCCCACCCAGGGCUCCUACCACCAGCUGAUCCACAUCCAGGGACACGGCUUCAGCGACGUCUCCUGCGCUAACGAGGUGACGGUUGGCGGUGAGCCGUGUCAUGUGACCAACAGCUCCUGGUCCGGGAUCAGCUGCCGGCUCGGAUCCGGCUCAGAGCUUCCAGUCGGCGUCGCUCUGCCCGUCGCCGUCAGAGUCAACAACUUGGGCGCCGCCGUUGUGGCCAUCUCUGAUGAGUUGGAGCGUCGCUUCGUGGUCCUGCCGGUGGUCGACUCGGUGGCGCCCCCUGUUGGGAGCUCCACCGGCUUCACCCGGCUCCGGAUCGGCGGCUCGGGGUUCUCUGAGGGCGGCGUGACGGCGGCGGGCGUGUCCUGCAGCGUCGUGAUGCUGAACUACACCCACAUCCUGUGCGACACGGCGCCGUCGGCGGAGCGCUCCGGGGACGUGGUGUUCCACCUGGGCCAGAUCCGCAGCUCCUGCUCCUCGCUCUGCUCCUUCCGGUUCUCCUCCGCCGUCACGCCCAGCGUCGGCGGCGUCUCGCCCAGCAGCAUCAGCGGCCCGACCGACGUCCUGGUCUCCGGCUCCGGCUUCGGCAGCAUCGUGGACGACGUGUCGGUCCUGGUGGGCUCCACGCCACUGCGGCCGGCGGCGGUGAGUGACGGGAACGUGACGGUGCGGGUCGGAGCGCUGCCGGCCGGAGACCACCCGGUCCGGCUGCUGAUCGUUCAGAAGCAGGAAUUAACCCUUGGUGGACCAGAGGAGCUGCUGUUAGUGGAUGUAUCUGUGUCUGAUGCUCCUCAGCCUGAGCUGUUCUUGCUUCCUGCAGGGCCGAGCGGCGCCGCCAUCACGCUCAGCGGAUCGGGGUUCGGUUCCGACUCCGAGCUCGUCUCCGUCACCAUCAACGGCGUUUCCUGCGACGUGUCGGCCGUUUCCGACUCCCAGCUGCGCUGCACGACGGGAAGCAACCCGGGCGGCACCUAUCCGGUCGUCCUGCACCACGGGGUCAAAGGUCACGCCCGGUCGGCGGUGGAGUUCACAUACGAGCUGACGCUCAGCGGCGUGCAGCCCAACGAGGGUGAGGACGGAACCGGACGGUGGAACCAACCAGAGCAGGACGUGUUAGCUGAUGGGAUCAAACCGGUUCUGAUUUACACCCCCACACACACACACCCAUACCCACCCCUCAGCAGGAGGAACUUUGUCCUCUCUGCGUCUCUGCAGGACGCAGCAGCCAUCUUCCUGUAUGUGGACGUUUGGUCGUCCCGGUUCACCUGGGGGGGCCUGCCCCCCCCCGAGCGCGGCUCCGUGGCGGUGAUCGCUAAAGGUCAGACGGUGCUGCUGGACGGCAGCACGCCGGUGCUGAAGAUGCUCCUCAUCCAGGGAGGAACGCUGAUGUUCGACGAGGCCGACCUGGAGCUGCGGGCGGAGAACAUCCUCAUCACGGACGGAGGGCGGCUCCAGAUCGGCCAGGAGGGGGCGCCCUUCCAGCACAAGGCCAUCAUCACACUCCAUGGUCACCUGCGCUCUCCUGAACUUCCUGUCUAUGGAUCCAAGACGCUGGGCGUCAGAGAGGGCGUCUUAGACCUGCAUGGUAUUCCUGUUCCCGUCACCUGGACACACCUGGCCCAGACCGCCGCCAGCGGCUCCGCCACGCUGGCGCUGAUGGAGGCCGUGACCUGGAAACCUGGAGACGAGGUCGUCGUCGCCUCCACCGGCCACCGGCUCAGCCAGAGGGAAAACGAGGUGAGAACCAUCGCCGCCGUGUCAGCCGGCGGAAAAACUCUGACCCUGACCGAGCCGCUGAGCUUCUCCCACCUGGGCGUGUCCGCCACGCUGCCCACCGGCGCCGUGUUCCAGGCCCGGGCCGAGGUGGGCCUCCUCACCAGGAACGUCGUGGUCCGAGGCUCCCAGAACCUCGACUGGAGCGACGAGGUCGAAGCGUGUCCCGACGGCUUCAACACAGGUGAAUUUGCCACGCAGACGUGUUUCCAAGGCAGGUUCGGAGAGGAAAUCGGCAGCGAUCAGUUUGGUGGUUGCAUCAUGUUCCACGCUCCCAGGCCAGGACAGAACCUCGCUCUGGGCAGACUGGAGUAUGUUGAGAUCUUCCACGCCGGUCAGGCCUUCAGGCUCGGUCGGUACCCCAUCCACUGGCAUCUGAUGGGCGACAUCAACUACAAAUCGUACGUCCGGGGCUGCGCCAUCCACCAGACCUUCAACAGGGCCGUGACCAUCCACAACACCCAUCGGCUGCUGGUGGAGCACAACGUCAUCUACGACAUAAUGGGCGGAGCCUUCUUCAUCGAGGACGGCAUCGAGACGGGGAACAUUCUGCAGUACAACCUGGCCGUGUUUGUCAAACAGAGCACCAGCCUCCUGAACGAUGACGUCACCCCUGCUGCCUACUGGGUCACCAAUCCCAACAACAUCAUCCGGCACAACGCCGCAGCAGGAGGGACCCACUUCGGUUUCUGGUACCGGAUGCACGACAACCCCGAUGGGCCGUCGUACAACCCAAACAUCUGCCAGAAGAGGGUUCCCCUCGGCGAGUUCUCCAACAACACGGUGCACUCCCAGGGAUGGUUCGGUCUCUGGAUCUUCCAAGAGUUCUUCCCCAUGAAGGACGGACGCUGCACCUCCACAACCCCAGAACCCGCUGUCUUCCACUCCCUGACCACCUGGAACUGCGAGAAAGGCGCAGAGUGGGUCAACGUUGGCGCCGUGCAGUUCAACAACUUCCUCAUGGUCAACAACGAGAAGGCCGGCAUCGAGGCCAAGCGCAUCUUCCCGUGGGCUGUGAGUGGCUUUGGGGAGGACGGCGGCGCCACGGUCUCCAACAGCACCAUCGUGGCCCACGUGGAUGAACUCGGCCUGGGCAGCGAUUACUGCACGCGCCGGGGCGUCAUCGCGCCGUUUGAUGACGGCAUGAGCGUCCUCAACACUCGGUUUGUUAACUUCAACCGGAGCAACUGCACGGCCAUCGGAGUGACCUCCAUCGAUGGGACUUGUACAGAUCGCUGCGGCGGCUGGGCCGUCAGGUUCGCCGGGAUCCAGUACAGGAACUCCCCCAACAAGGCCGGAUUCAGGUGGGAGCACGAAGUCCAGCUGGUGGACACGGAUGGCUCCCUCACAGGAAAUGUGGACCAUAAGGUGGUGCCGCUGAGCAGCCUGCUGGACCCGGCCCACUGUUCCCACAGCGCCGAGUGGAGCGUGGGUUUCCCCGCAGCCGUCUGCGACCACACCGUCAGCUUCCAUCGCCUGGCGUUCAACAACCCCACUCCGACCUCUCUGCAGGCCAAAGAUGCCAUCCUGACCAACUCGCAUGGCAGCAGCGCGGUUCCUUACCUGAAGAAGAGGAUGACCCAUAAGUUCGGCUGGAUGGCGCUGCUGCCGUCCGGACAGACGUACAACUGGCACUUCGACAACGCCGACCACAUCACCAACAUCACCUACGACGCCAAGUUCUACGGCUUCAAGUCGGAUCAGUUCGUCAUCAUCAAGCACAACUUCACCCAGAGACCCGACAGCUUCCACAUCCUGGACGACAGGAACGGCUCGUCCGCGGCGCUGAGCUUCAGCGGCAACGACAACGGAGACUGGUUCCUCAACACGACCACCAACGACCUCUUCUACCUCAUUUCUGGGAAGACGAGCCGGCGGCGGCGGCGCAGCAGCGUGGAUCGCUCCAUGACUGACGUCACCACUAACCUGGCCGUCCAUCGCUGCUUCUUCCAUCAGUGCGUGGCUCCGGCCCCGGCCACGCCGGCUCCCGUCCCCAGCCGCCGACCCAACGACUUCCUUCUGUGGUCUGAUGCUUCAUUCUGGAAAAGUUCUGCGGAGAACAACUUCACUGUGCCAGUAGAGGGCGCCGAUGCGGUCAUCCCUUCAGGGAAGUGGGUCGUUCUGGACCGAGACACGCCGUCCCUCAGCAGGCUCACCGUCUCCGGGGUUCUAGAGGUUCUGGACUCCCCGAACAGAACCCUGGUGAUCAACGCCGUCUACGUCUCCAUCCAGGGCGGCAGGCUGCUGGCCGGGUGGGACGGCGAGCCGUUCCAGGGCCGGCUGGAGAUCCGGCUCCGAGGGAACCACCACACGCCUGACUGGCUGCUGCCCGGCGGACCCAACCAGGGAUCCAAGGUCCUGGGUGUGUUCGGUACUUUGGACCUGUACGGUCGGCCUCCAGGCGUUUACCGCACCAAGCUGGCCGCCACUGCCGCUGCCGGGUCCGACUCACUGGUUCUGGUGCAGCCCGUCGACUGGAAGGUUGGAGACCAGGUUGCCGUCUCCACCUCCGGCUACAGCGCCGCGGAGACGGAGAAACGUUGGAUCGCGGCGGUGUCGGCUGACGGCCUCAUCCUGACCCUGAACCAGCCAUUGGACCACACUCACUUGGGUGGAACACACUCUGUCCCCGGGUCGUCCUUCUCCUACGCUCUGGCGGCGGAUGUCGGCCUCCUGAGCCGGAACAUCCGGAUCAUCGGCGAGGAGUAUCCAGCGAUGAUGGUGGAAUCCUUUGGCGCCCGGCUGCUGGUGGGAACUUUCUCCAGUGGCGGAGUCAGCUAUCAAGGUAAAGCCCAGAUCAGGAAUGUGGAGUUCUUCCGCUCCGGCCAGGAAGGCUGGACCGACUACUCCGACCCGCGGUACUCUGUGGCGUUCCUGAACCUGGGAGAGGUUUCAGGGAACGACUCGUACAUCCAGGGCUGUUCCUUCCAUGACGGUUUCUCUCCGGCCAUCGGCGUCUUCGGGACGGCGGGUCUGAGCAUCGACGAUAACGUUGUCCAUCACACGGUGGGCGAAGGAAUCCGCGUUUGGGGCGAUCGGAUCAUGCUGAGGAGGAAUCUGGUGAUGAUGUCACUGUGGCCCGGAUCGUAUCAGGACAGAGAGGAACCCUUCAACUUCCAGUGGAACGCUGCCAUCGAGGUGAGCGAGGGCUCCGGCGUGGUGCUGCAGAACAACAUCGUGGCGGGAUAUGAGAGGGUGGCGUAUCGCAUCGACGGCGAGCCGUGCCCAGGCUUCCAGAACCCGAACGAGGCCUGGGUCCAGAACGAGGCCCACGGCGGUCCGUACGGCGUCUACCUCAACAAGGACGGCCUGGCCGGCUGCAGCUUCAUCCGAGGAUUCUUCGUCUGGAAGGCCUUUGACUUCGCCAUCUACUUCCAGGUCGUCAUGGAUGUGGUGGUUUCCAACGUGACGCUGGUGGAUAACGGGAUGGGCAUCAUGCCCCUGGUUUUCGCCCCGCCCUCUCUGUCUCACGCCUAUGCAGACAAGUCGGUGCGCGUCCAGAAUUCCCUGAUCGUGGGCAGCAGCCCGGCCUUUAACUGUUCGGACACGCUGAGCUCCGACGACUUCAACGUCGCCACCACGUCUCUCCACCGAGCGCCCAGACCGCCGCAAGGAGGUCGAUCCGGAAUCUGCUGGCCGACCUUCCAGUCCGGACACAACGCGGCUCCGGCCAAACCGCAUCACCUGAACAUGAACUACAACGCCAUCAAAGGCCUGAUGACGGUCACAGACACGACCUUCGUUGGUUUCCGUGACGUCUGCUCCGGAGAGAGGAACGUCGUGUUCAUGACCAACCCUCUGAACGAGGACCUGCAGCACCCCCUGCAGGUCUCGGCCGUCAGGACGCUGGACAGCGCCGAGGACAACCGGGUCUUCAUUCACCGGCCCGAUGUCAGCAAAGCGAACCCGGCCGACUGCGUGGACAUGGACUGCGACGCCAAGAAGAAGAGCUUGUUGACGGACCUGGACGGCUCGUUCCUGGGCGCGGCGGGCAGCGUGGUGCCGCAGUCCGAGUUCGAGUGGGGAGGCGACCCCCGGCGGGGGCUGGGCGACCACCGCCUCCCCAAAGUCAUGCUGACGUUCCUGAACGGCAGCCGGAUCCCCGUGGAGCAGGUGGCGCCUCGGAAAGGGGUCAUCAGGAAAAACUGCACCUACAUGAGCGCCUGGCAGAGCUACAGGUGCUUCGGCCUGAACUACCGGAUGGUGGCCAUCGAGAGCCUGGACUCGGACACGGAGACCCGCCGUCUGUCCCCGGUGGCCGUGCUGGGGGACGGCUUCGUGGACCUGAUCAACGGCCCUCAGGAUCACGGCUGGUGUGCAGGAUACACCUGCCAGCGCCGGGUGUCUCUCUUCCACAGCAUCAUGGCCACCGGACGCGCCUUCGACGUCUACUUCACCGGCGUCAGCCCGCAGAAGCUCCGCCUCCUGAUGCUCAACGCCGACCCGUCUGAGAGCGUCCUGGUGUCCGUCUUCUACUCCAACCCUCAGCGGCUGGACGUCUACGUGGAGGACCGGCUGGUCGCCCCGAGCAACGCCGUGUGGAACCAGGACGGGUCCGACUACGUCCUGAGGGAGCCGGCGUACGCAGGUGAGUUCGUCCCUCACAUCAACGCCUCCAUGGGAACCAACUUCUUCGACCAGGACUACAAGAUGCUGAAGGUUCUGCUGAGAGGUUCCGGUCCGCUGGAGAUCAGGACCGCCCCGGUUCUGGUCCUGGCCUUCAACAUGCCCGCCCUCACCGAGGACCAGUUCUUCGGAGACAGCCUGGUCCAGAACCUGGCUCUGCUGCUCAGAGUUCCCGCCAACAUGAUCCGCGUCUCCCGGGUGGUGAGGGAGGGCGGCGGCGCCGCGCGGCGCAGGAAGAGGUCCGCGGGCCUGACGGUGGAGGUGGAGAUCCGGAAGCCUCCGGUCCAGCAGAGCGCCAGCAGCGCCGCGGGUGAGGAAGACUUUGAGCUGCUGAAGAACAUCGCAGACGAUCUGGGUCAGGCGGCGCUUUCCGGGAACCUCAGCCGGUCCAUCGGCUUCAACGUCUCCUCCGUGGGAAUCACCGCGCCGCCGCCCGCGUCGUCGGACCCCAGCUGGAGCCAGGUGGCAGCAGAGGACGUGUCCAGAGACCAACCCAAGGCGAGCUACGUGUCGAGCGUGGCGCGGCUGCUGCUGAUCCAGGAUCCGGUGGCCGGAGAGGCGGUGGGUCCGCUGCUCCAGCAGCCGGUUCUGAUGGCCGUGGACGACCAGGGUAACUGUGUCUCGGUGGGUGUGACCUCGCUCACCGUGACGGCCAGCCUGAAGAACACCAGAGGCAACCUGGUGGGAGGACUGGACGGUAACGCCACCAUCCGCUUCAGCAGCUGCUGGGCCAACUUCAGCGACCUCUCCAUCCUGACCAGUGGGGAGAACCUGACCAUGGUCUUCACUCUGAAGGACUGGAGCGCCCAGUCUAGAUCCUUCUCUGUGGCGGAUACCAGCACCGAGGCCCCGCCCCGCCCCACCGUGGCCCCGCCCCGCCCCACCGAGGGCGGCAGCGUGUUCAGCUCCAGCUCGGCCGUGUCAGCAGGUGGACUCUGUCUGAUCAGCGUCAUCUACGAAGUGGCCUGCUGCUCCACUAGCCUCCCCCUCUGCUAGAGCGCCCCCUGCUGCCCAUCAACAUGGUUUCUUUGGGGUUCUUUGGGUUUCUCGUGUCACGUAGAUCAACUCCAUAAUGACGGGUUCUGAUCCAAUUCAGUCCCAGAAAUCUAAACUCCUGAAUCUGGAUCAAGUUUUCAGGUUUUGUUUCGUAUUUGAAUCUGAGCUGCAGUAAAACCUCUGAGUGAUUCUGAAGGAAUGAAGUUUCUUUGUUUCUGAUUCAAUAAAGUCUUUUAUCCCUCUG